GCAGGGGGCGGGGUCGCGCCUCCUCCGCGAUUCUGGUUCCAGCGGAGCCUCAUGGACGCGGAGAUGGAAAUCCCGAGGCUGCUCCCGGCUCGCGGGUCGCGACAGGGCGGCGGCGCUGGCAGCCCCGGGGGCGGCGGCCGGAUCCACGGAGGUCCUGACCCGCGGGCCGGCCAGGCCCCCGCGCGCCGCCUCCUGCUGCUCCGGGGCCCCCAAGAUGGCGGGCCCGGGCGGCAGCGUGAGGUGGCCCGCGCGGCCUCCCCGGGCCCGGGCCCUAGCCCGUUGGUGCCGAGGCCCGAUCACGCUGGCGGCGGCGGCGGCGGCGGCGGCGGCGGCGGCGACGAUGGCGAUGACUUCUUCCUGGUGCUGCUGGACCCGGUGGGUGGAGACGUAGAUUCCACGGGCGCCAGCCAGGCCGCAGGGCCCCUAUGGAGGGAGGAGGCUGGGCUGGGCCCACGGUUCCAUGGGCACGAAAGCGGCGCGAACCCCGAGGGCCGCCCUGCGCUGGGCCCCAGCUCCCUGUCCGCUAUCCGCGCCCCAGUCCCGGCCCUGGCCCCGAUUCCCGCCCCAGUCCUGGGCCCCGCCGCGGCCUUCGCGGGCACCGUCACCAUUCACAAACAAAACCUGCUGUUGCACUUCGAGAACGGCUUCCUCACCCUGGCCACGCCCCCGCCGCCAGCCUGGGCGCCUGGGGUCGCCCCUGCCCCGCAGCCCGGGGGUCUGAUCGCCCCGCAAGCGGGGAUCCCGCACGCCGCGCAGCCUGGGGACUGUCCCGAGCUGCUGCCCGACCUCCUGCUGGCCGAGCGGGCCGAACCCGCGCCCGCCCCAGCGCCCGAGGAGGAGGCGGAGGGCCCGGUUGCUGCUGAGAGUCCCCGCGGGCCGCUAGGCCCGGGCCAGGGCGUGGUGCUGUACCUGUGUCCUGAGGCGCAGUGCGGACAAACCUUUGCCAAGAAGCACCAACUGAAGGUGCACCUGCUGACGCACAGCAGCAGCCAGGGCCAGCGGCCCUUCAAGUGCCCCCUGGGCGGUUGCGGCUGGACCUUCACCACCUCGUACAAGCUCAAGAGGCACCUGCAGUCACACGACAAACUGAGGCCCUUUGGCUGCCCGGCAGAGGGCUGUGGCAAGAGCUUCACCACGGUGUAUAACCUCAAAGCACACAUGAAGGGCCAUGAGCAGGAGAACUCAUUCAAAUGCGAGGUGUGUGAGGAGACCUUCCCCACGCAGGCCAAACUCAGCGCCCACCAGCGCAGCCACUUCGAGCCUGAGAGACCCUACCAGUGCGCAUUUUCGGGCUGCAAGAAGACGUUUAUCACAGUGAGUGCCCUGUUUUCCCAUAACCGCGCCCACUUCAGGGAACAGGAACUCUUUUCCUGCUCCUUUCCUGGCUGCAGCAAACAGUACGACAAGGCUUGUAGGUUGAAAAUUCACCUUCGGAGCCACACUGGUGAGAGACCUUUCCUUUGUGACUUUGAGGGCUGUGGCUGGAACUUCACCAGCAUGUCCAAACUCCUUAGGCACAAAAGGAAGCACGACGAUGACCGGAGGUUCAUGUGUCCUGUAGAAGGCUGUGGGAAAUCUUUCACGAGGGCCGAACAUCUGAAAGGCCACAGCAUAACCCACCUGGGCACAAAGCCUUUUGUGUGCCCCGUGGAAGGCUGCUGUGCCAGGUUCUCUGCUCGCAGUAGUCUCUACAUUCACUCCAAGAAACACUUGCAGGAUGUGGACACUUGGAAAAGCCGAUGCCCAGUCUCCACUUGUAAUAAACUCUUCACAUCCAAGCACAGCAUGAAGACCCACAUGGCCAAAAGGCACAACCUGCGCCAGGAUCUCUUAGCUCAGCUAGGAGCUGCAAAUUCUCUUACGCCCAGCAGUGAACUUACCAGCCAGGGGCAGAAUGACCUCAGUGAUGCAGAGCUUGUGUCUCUCUUCUCUGAUGUGCCCAGUAAUAGUUCUGCUGCAGUAUUGGACACCGCAUUGGUGAACUCUGGGAUCUUGACUAUUGAUGUGGCUUCUGUGAACUCAACUCUGGCAGGGAACCUCCCUGUUAAUAAUAAUUCCUUAGGGCAGGCGGUGGACCCUCAGACCUUGAUGGCCACCAGUGACCUUCCUCAAAGUCUGGAUACCUCACUCUUCUUUGGAACGACAGCCGCUGGUUUUCAGCAGAGUCCCUUAGAUACAGAUGAUGUCUCAAGUGUAAGUGCGGGGCCGUUGGGAUCUCUGAGCUCUUUGGCUGUGAAAACCUCGAGUCAAGAGCCCCAAGCUUUGACCCCCAGCAGUAAGCUAACAGUAGACACAGAUGCUCUGACUCCUUCAAGCACCCUUUGUGAAAACAAUGUCUCGGAACUACUGCCGCCAACCAAAACGGAAUGGAACGUACAUCCUGACUCUGACUUCUUUGGACAGGAGGAAGAAACCCAGUUUGCAUUCUCCAAUCCUGCAGGAAACCAUGGGUCUCAGAAAGAAACAGAUCUUAUCACAGUGACUGGCAGCUCAUUUUUGGUAUGAACUAAACUCUAUUCAUUCCUUGCCACAUGGCUUACUUUUAUUGAUGACACUCAAUUUUAAGAGUAUUCUGGACUAAAUGUUUAAAUGCAGUCAUUUCUUAUAGGUUUGAAAAAGAACAGAGCCCUGGGCUACAAGUUUGGAGGUUUAAAUUCUGAUCUUGAGUCUGGAACUGACAGGUUGUGUGACCCUGAGCAAGUCACUUAUCCUAUCUGAGCCUUAAUUUCCUUAUUUAUAAAAUGAGGUAGUUUGAAUAGAUUGUUUCUAAGGUCUUUUCAACUGUAUGAUUCCUUGAUAAUAUGCUUCUUUCCUUGAAAAAAAUUAGGACAUUUUUCAGUGAUGUUGCAUGUGCUUUUCUUCAAACAUGCAUAAACUACACAUAAUAGUAGAAUGAACAUUCAUGUAUAUGACACCCAACUUCAGCUAUUGUCAAUUCAUGUACAUUUUUGUUUAUAUAAUCUCCAUUCUCACCCUCUCCCAGUAUUAUUUUGAAAUAAAUACCAGAUAUCACAUCAUUUCAACCAUAAAUAUGCAGUAUAUGUUUCUAUAAAGCAUGGGCUCUUUUGGAAAAAUCUUCAGUUCCAUUAUCAUACUUAAAGUUAACAGUAGUUCUUUGAUACUGUCAGGGUUCCAACUUUUAAUUGUCUCAUAAAUGCUAUUUGUUUUAAUAUUUUUAACAAUUAGAAUCCCAGUAAGCCUCUUAACUGUCUUUUUAAUCUGUAUGUUACCCUGUUGUCUUUUUUCUUGCAAUUUUAUUCAUUGAAGAAAGGAAGUUGUUUCACAUGUAGCAUUUGCCACAGUCUUAAGUUUUGAUAAUUACAUCCCUGUGGUGUUAAGUUCCCCUACCCUCUGUUUCCUUAAUUUGGUAGUUGGAUCUAGAGACUUGAUCAGAAUGGAAAUAUGAUUUUGGGGAUAGGAAUGUUUCAUAUGUCGUGUUGUGUUCUUUUAGCAGGUGGCACAUAAUGUCUGGUUUUCUCUCUUGUGAUAUUUGCAGCUGCUGGUGAUUGGUGCAUUAAUUCAUGAUUACCUGUGCUUCUGAUAUCAUGAAUUGUUCUUGUAGAGUUACUAUUAAUGGAGGAAGAAAUGCUGUUGAAGGCAUGUAUAAAAGUUUGUUAGAAAUAUUAUUCAAUGCCAAAAUAGUUUCUUAAAGGUAGAACUAACAAGAAAAGAAAAAAGUAGCAAAAAAUGUUUUGACUCUGCUCCCCAUUUAUCUUCCACACCUCUUUUAAUGAUGGGAGGCUUUGCUGUUGUAGAAAUUGUCAGCCAGGACUUUGACAUGAAACAGACCCAUGGUCAAAUUCAUGUUGGAUAAGUGGCCUUGAAUAAAUUAAUUUCACUAAGCCUCAGUUUCUUAGCUGUCAAAGGAUCAUAGCAAUGCACACACAUAGCUAACACACCUGAGACUUUUAAUCUUUUCCAGUUUUUAAUAUGUAAAGAAAAAUACUAUGUGCUUUGACAUAUUUUGAUGAAUUUAUGUAAUCCUUUUACCAUCUCAAUCCUUCCUACUGUAAAGAAGAAAUUGGGAUAAUUUAAUCCUGUUCAUGUCCAGACAAGGUUUGUGAGAGUUAGGGUGUAGCAAGAUAGGGAAUCUCUUUAUUCCCUCCACUGAAUUAUUUCCCCCCAGGAAUUUCUGUGGCUAAUGCCAGGAGUGGAAAUAUUGCUCACAGGUAUAUCUGCAUCCCUGUUCAUUAGACCAAUUUGUCACCAUCUUUGCUCUGAUUCCAGAGUUAGACUUUGCUGUAACUGCAGAGUCUGCUGUUGCAAGAAACUGAUAAUGGAGUAGAGAAGGUUUCCUACUCUCUGUGGUCUGGAGAGCUCAUUGUUUGCAUUUUCCCAGAGUUGGAAGGAAAGAUUGAAGCUGAAUAUUGUGUGAAAUGUCUGUCUUAUAUGAGUGUAGCAUUUUGAAUUUUGUGGAACAUCUUCACAACUGUUGUUCAGAGCAACCCUAUGUGGUAGUUUUGGCAAAGUUUGUUCUGUGGCUCAUGGCAUUUUAGCAAAUGCACAUUCUAAAUGGACUUUGGCUAGUGACUGACAGUUCUAUAUAUAUCAAUAACUUAAAACAAAGAAGAUAAAUUAUUUUCACCUCUCACUUCCCACCCAUCCAACUUUCAUGAUUUAUCCCUGUGUCAUAACUAGCUGCUGUUUUCCACUUUAAUUGGUUUCUGUUACUUUCUGUUUACUUUCUCCCCAGUCCACUCCCAUGUAUGUGCAUUCCAGCCCUUACCAUGCCUUACUUUUUAUUUUUUAAUGGAUAGAUCUCUUCCUGCUACUAUUCCUCAGAUCUCCUCAUAGCCCAUUUUCUUCCAAUGAUAACAUUUGCUGAGUGUACACUGCAGUUGUGUGUAUAGUAAGAAGUUAUUUUCUGAGCUUAGAUAAUACUGUGUGUAUAUAUGACUCAGAUGGCAAAAGACAUUAUUUUCUAUAUUGUUCAGAUGAGAAGUAGAUUUCUGUUUUAUUAUUUCCAUUUUUUAAGAGUUUUUGCCAAGGAGUUCAGCUAAAACUCGUGUUUGCUGUAGUGUACUAGCCCAGUAGUGUUUGCAUGUGAAUGCCUAUGGAUGACAGUUAUUGUAGCUCUUUGGCAGUGCACUAAAAACUUGUCACUUUGAAAUGUUUAUGUACUGUGUGUAUGGGGGUAUACACACACAUACACACACAUAUAUUUUUAAAGUGGUUUUAUUCAUUUAGUGAUAAAAACUAGGCAUACUUUUGUAAAUCAGAGAAAUGCUCAGAAUUUCAUUGUGUCUACACAUUCAAUUGUUUUCUGUCUUUGCUUUGGAAAUAUUUGUAUUCAUAAAGCACAUUUCAAAAAUAUUGUCACUCAUUAAGGCCUCUUAGAUUGAGCACUGUUUUUCAUGUCUGGCAGUUAACGUGCGUCGAGGACUGAAAUGAACACACAAGUAGCGAACAUCAAAUAAAUUACUUAAACAUGAAGAGAAUUUAUACUGUGACUUCUUUCUUGAAUUCUUUAAACCAGCUUCCGUCCAAUAAAAAAUCAUUAACUAUAUUUUUUUCUACUCAUUGCUUGAAUUUUCAAAGGACAAAUGUUACUUAUCUCAUGGAUUCACAGGAUUUCAUUGAACAAAUUUGUUCAAAUUAUUCCUCUUUCAACUCCAUUUUCCAGAAAAAUGGUGAAACUUUUUAUACUUUCAAGGUACGAAGUUAAACUUCUGUUGAUGGUGGUUUAAAAUUGCCAUCACUCCUUUUGAAUAAUUGUACAUGUUUUAAUUUAAUCCUAUUUCCUUUCUGCUUCUCCUCAGUCGUUGGUUUAUUUAAAAAUCUUGCCAAUUGGAAGCAUAAUAACACGAAGGCUUAAAAAGAAGUUUCUUUCCGGAUACUCUGUUGACCAUGUUGAUCAUAAGUUCAAAAUAUAUUGGCCUUGGCAUUUUUACCAAGUAGUAUAAUUAAUAUAAAUCAAUACUGAGUAGCAGGAGUUAAUUAUGGGUAGAUUAUUAAGUUUAUUUUUCUCUUUAUGUUCUUAUCCAGGAGACAUAUGAGAAGGCAGGCAGGAGCAGGCAGGAAUAGAAUCGUCAAAGUCCAAUAUCCCUGGAGAUCUGUGUGAAAUUGGCUUUUGGCUCCUUAGCCAGAGUCACUUCUGUCACUAGAGAAAAUUGUGAGGCAAGUGGUGGCAUAAAAACCUAGUCAUGAGAACCCCUAUUAUAGUCUCUCCAUUUUAUAAUUCCCCUGUCCACUAAAAGAGAUAACCCUAGAAGGAGUGGAAGAAAAAAAAGUGAAAAAUUAAAGAAGGAGCAUGAAUAACUCUCCAGGAAUUAUGCUGUAUUUAAUGGUAAAUUUGAUAGAAAUCCUACAUUGUCAACUAAAAUAAUUUUUCAUUCUUAUUAAUUGCUGACAUUUAAAAAUAUAUAAAACCCUUAAUUGUCAAUUUUUCUAAAGAAAACAUCCUAACAGUAUUUUAAAAGGAAGCAUACAGUGAUCUAAUAGCACCAACAAUCUCUGAGUCCCUUAAUACCAUCCUUUAUACUUAUUUACCAAGGUACCAAUCAGCCGUUAUGUACUGAGCAUGUAAUCUGUGAAGCAGUCUCAGGUAUUACACCUAGGUAUACUUCAUUAAUCCAUUAACCGGUGUUUUACCUCUUAUGUACCACUUAUGUGACAGGUAUUGUCCUUAUGUUCAAAGACAUCAUCUAGAUGGGAAACUAUUAAAACCAAAGUAUUGCAGAAUUCUAAGAGGUACUUUAUAGAUUUUUCUAGAGUAAAAGUUAUUUUCUGUGAGUGGACAUAAUUUUGAUAAGGGUAAAUCAAUUUACAGAAUAUCAUCAAAUAUUUAUUUCAUUAUAAUAUUUCAUUUAAUGUAUGAACAUUAGAACAAAAUUAUUCUAAACUAUAAUUUUGACAGGUAUCUUAGAUUUGAUAAAGUAUAGCAAAAAAUAUGAAAAUCAAGUAUGAAGUAGGCUUUAUUUUGAUUCAUUUCUAGAUUACAGUCUUUGAUUUGAGAUGUGUAGAAGUGAUUCUAGAGAUUUUAUACUUUGUCAUUUUAUCAAUGAGAAAAAAUAUUAAAGCCUACGCUUUUUGUAUGUGAAAUUUAUUUUCCUAUUAUACGACAUAAUCGCAAAAUUUACUUUCUCCUAUAGAUACACUAGCUGGAACGAAGGAUAUGGUAAUUAAUUUCAUGCAACAUAUGAGGCUGAGAGUUAGACUUUAACAUGAAGGAACCUAAAAGUUCAUCAAUGCUCUGGAUUGGGGGUGGAAGUGUCCAAGUAAACAAGCAAGCAUGCAGUUUGAUCUCUAGGUAAGAGACAGCAGCUUAACACUUUCUGUUACAGAAUAGCAAAAUAAAACUUUCUUAUGAUAAUCAAUUUUGUGUCUAAGACGUAGAAAAACCAGGAAAGUUAACAAAAAAAACAAGGUUUCAGAUAUUCUGCUUAUAGCAUAAUUGUAAAAGAAUGCCAUUUAUUUUAAACAGAAUUAACCUCCCUCUUCUGUUAACAAUGUGGAGUGGGAAGUUACCUUCAGGGUGAGAUUUGGUUCACAUGACAGAAGGAAACUGGCCACCUGUCUGCUUGGAAAUUGGCCAGAACAGAGAACCCUGGAACCCUGGAAAGUCCAGUGAAUGUAGCAGCAGCAGUUCAUCCCAGGCUGGUUCCAACUUUAGUGAUGCCACACCGAGUCCUUUACUGUCAAAAGUACCUGCAUCAGUUAGGUGACACGUACUACAGUCAAACCUUAACACUUGCUACUUCUAACAAGAUUUAGCAUUUUCCCCUUAAAUUCACAUAUUUUGUGGCUUCCUGGCACUAGUUAUUAAUUAUUUAGUUAUAACUUUAACAAUGAUUCAAUCAGAAUCAUAAUUGUUAAAAUUAUGUUAAAUUUUAACAAGCCUCAUAAUUGUUAAAAAGCAAGUGUCAAUAUUUAGUAUUUUAUCUCCAUUUAAAAAUUGUUUUGACUAAAUUAGUUUUUUCACACAGGGCAUGUUUUCCAACAUUAUUUGAGUAUGUCUCAACCAUCUUUGUAUGUUGGCAGCAAUAAAACUUAGAGAUCUGUUAGGAUAAAUAUUUAGAAUUAUGGCUGCUUUGAAAAUGGAAAAAGUUAGGCUGGCUUCCUCGCUUUCAUAGAUCAGUGAUAGAGCUCUUGGAAAAGUUGAGGAGUAAGACAGUAAGUAAUCUUGUAGCUAAGAUCAACAUCAUAGGGAAAAAAAGCUAUUUGAGUCUAUCAUUUAAAAUUAUCCAUUUAUAUUUAUCAAGUUUUCUGCUGAAUAUAAUCUUACAUGUUUUAUGAACAUAUAGAAGCCUAUUUUUUAAAACUCCAUCUAAAACAUUGUCAUUAAUUUAGACUUAAAAAAAUUGACUAACUAGUAUUUUAUUUUUAUGAAGGGCAUUUUAUAGAACUUAAAACAUAGGAAUCCAAAUACAAAAUAUACACAGUCCUUAAAUAUAAUAAUACUUCAUAAUAUUUAUUUGGAAGACGUUUCUGACUAUGAUUCAUAAUAUAUUCUGUUGCAACCACAACAAAAAUAUUUCAUAAAGGUGAAAUAUAACAUGGGUUUGCAGCUAACAUUGAACUAACUUUCCAUACCAUAAUAAUGGUAGUAAUAAAGAGCAUUGAAAUUUACUUGCAAAGGUUGAAAAAUAUGAUACAUUAUGGUUAGAAAAAAAACGAAAGAACAUUUUUACAAUUGAGUCACGUGUUUUUUACUUUCUUAAAAGUCUUUGAUCAACAAUGCCUGGAUAGAUAUUUCAGCCACACUUUUUUUUUUUAACAUCUUUAUUGGGGUAUAAUUGCUUUACAAUGGUGUGUUAGUUUCUGCUUUAUAACAAAGUGAAUCAGUUAUACAUAUACAUAUGUUCCCAUAUCUCUUCCCUCUUGUGUCUCCCUCCCUCCCACCCUCCCUAUCCCACCCCUCCAGGUGGUCACAAAACACCGAGCUGAUCUCCCUCAGCCACACUUUUUGUACAAUACUAUUUUCUGUAUUUUCCAGUUACAGAUAACAAUAUAAAGCCAUAAAAUAGACAGUAGUACAGAAUUUAAUGAUUGUCUCUUUAAUACUAGUUGCAUAAAGAAUCAUCCAGAAUACAAAGCAACCAAUGAAGAGAGCAGUUUCCUUAAUUUAGACCCUCAUAUGAAAUGCCAAAAUAUAGUCAAAUUAGAUGUUUAUUAUUUUACUUGACAUUCUUAGUAGAUGGUGCUUUCCACAAGAAAUACUAUGUAAAGGAGUUCUUUUCCCCUUACAAUGGCUAUUUGAACCAGAUCCUUUUACUUAUUUGGAGUUUGUUGAUUAUUCUUUUCAGUAUACUGCCUAUAUGUAAACAUUUUUGAAACUAUAUGUUUUUAUUAUUUCUUGUUCUAUUUUAUUUCAAGCAACCACAUAGCAUUUCAUAUAUUUUUUCAUUUAUAGGAUGUAUAUUUAAAUAUGUUUAUUGAAGUAUAACAUGUGCAGAAAAGCACCCAAAUAUGAAUGUAUAGCUUGAUGAAUUUUCACAAACAUGAAAAAAAGAACUAUGUAAACACCACCAUGCUCAAGAAACAGAAUCCUACCAGCUCCUCAGCCAAGCCUCUUAGAUCCUCUCCCUUUCAAAGUUCCCACUUUUCCCCAAUGAUAACCACUAUAUUAUACAUAUAGUUGUUCUGAUAUUAUAGAUUACUAAUAUUCUUCUAAUAUUCUAAUAUUAUAGAUUCUUCUAAUAUUAUAGAUUAUUUGCCUAUUUUAUAAAUUUAUAUAAAUUGAACUAUAUAGUAAAUAUUAUUCUGUGCCUGAAUUCAUUUGCUCAACAUUAUGUUUGUGAGAUUCAUUCGUGUUAUUCAGUGUAGCAGUUCAUUUUAUUUUCUAUAUAGAAUCACAUGCUAUGCAUCCAAAAGUUGAUGGGCAUUUGGAUUGUUUCUAAUUUUGGCUACUUCAAAUAAUGCUAUUCUUGUGUAUAUAUUUCAGUGCACUUGCAUAUAGAUUUCUGUUAGUUAAAUACGUAGGAGUAGAAUGGUAAGAUCAUAUGAUAGCAUGUGUUUAAAAUUCAUUAGUUUCCCAAAAUAGUUCAUAAACAUAGUGUGUAAGAGUUCCAGUUGCUUCAUUCCUUGACAACCACUGGUAUUUUCAACUUAAAAAAAACAUUAGCCAUUCUGAUUGGUUGUCUAGUAGUACUUCAUUUUGUUCUUAAAUUUGCAUCUCUCUGAUGACUAAUGAGCUUGAAAUAUUUUAUUGGAUAUUUGGACAUCUUCUUUUGAAAGUACCUGUUCCAGUCUUGUGCUUAUUUAAGUGAGUGUUUUGUCUUUUUUUCUUACUGAUUUUUAGGAGUUCUUUAUAUGUUCAAGACAAAAGCACUUAUUGGUUGAAUAUAUGGCAAAGAUAUUAUCCUUCUCUUUUCCGUCUUGUAAAUAAUGUCUUUAGAUGAAGAGAAGUUUUAAUUUUAAUGUAGUCCAGUUUUACAGUGUUUUGCUUUGUGCUUUUUGUCCUUAAUAACACUGUUGCAUACCGCAAGAUUAUGAAGAUAUUCUAUGUUACUACUUUCUAGAAACUUUUUUUUCUUAUCACAUUUAUAUCCAUAAUCUACCUGGAAUUAAUUUUUGCAAAUGGCCUAAGGUAAGCUGCAACAAUAUUCAGUUUUUCUCCAUUUGGAUAUCCAGUUUACUCUGACUCAUUUAUUAAAAACACUACCCUGUCAUCACUGUUCUGCAGUGCCCAUUUUGUCGCAUAUAUUGUGUCUAUAAAUGUUUGAGUCUGUUUCUGUG
Molecule: messenger RNA, 10677 nt
Organism: Orcinus orca (killer whale)
Lineage: Eukaryota; Metazoa; Chordata; Mammalia; Artiodactyla; Delphinidae
Gene: ZXDB
Product: zinc finger X-linked duplicated B
Exons: 1
Coding region: 52-2505 (817 amino acids)
Biological process (GO): regulation of transcription by RNA polymerase II
Cellular component (GO): nucleus
Molecular function (GO): transcription coregulator activity
Source: RefSeq, a predicted model, not a curated record